Messenger RNA from Xiphophorus maculatus (southern platyfish), 3642 nucleotides. RefSeq names its product polypeptide N-acetylgalactosaminyltransferase 9 (gene galnt9). The coding region runs from base 952 to 2766 and encodes 604 amino acids. NCBI's taxonomy places the organism in Eukaryota, Metazoa, Chordata, Actinopteri, Cyprinodontiformes, Poeciliidae. Gene Ontology annotation, cellular component: Golgi apparatus. The record is from RefSeq and is a predicted model, not a curated record. The transcript has 11 exons.
UCAUGAUAGUGGCUCUAAACGUCAGGACGCAGCGGCGGCUCGUCCUCCUUGUCAGAGAGGCUGGGAGAGAGAAGAGGAGGGACAGCAUGCCACAUCGCUCGGCUGCGUUUCUCCCACCGACGCUGAGCGACGGCUUGUGCGAUUAAGCGCAAAUCUGCCCUCAACCCGUCUCCAGGCUGCGGCGGCAGCUCGGCGAGGCUCGGCGCUGCGAUGAACUGACGGGAGGAGAGAAGCAGCAAAGCAAGGGAGUGAUAGAGAAACACCGCCUUCUUCUCUUCUCUAAUUUAUUUAUUUAUCUUUAAAAAAAAAAAAAAAAAAAAAAAAGCGAGCUCGUAUUUACUGGACGCACCUUGGGUUCGUAUCUUGAGAGCGGGAGAGGUGGGGAGGGGGGUGUGGGGAAAUCGAGCGACCGCCGAAAAGGAAAGACGGUGACUGCGAGGAAAUGCUUCGGGACAAGCGGCCAUAAGCAGAGAGGAAGGGAGAGGGAGAGUUACCUGCACGAUGAAGGAGACACGUCGGGGUUAAACGGAGCUGGCGACUUCCCACGUUGCGGGGGAAGAGAUGUUUUGCAACUGUCGUCCGCUGUUUGGAGGGGAUAUGCCUCCCCUGGCGUCAGCAUUCGCUUGUAUGUCGUAGUGUUUGGGGGAGCUGAGCACGUAAAGCUGUCCCCGUUGAAGCCCAUAAACAUAAUAAUAACAAUAAUAAGCGUCGUACUCCGGCUUGAGCAACCAUUUCUUUCUUUUUCCUUUUUAUAUUUUUUAAUUUUUUUUUGCCCUCGGUCUUGAACUUCCAUGACUCCGAGCGCAGCCUCCUGAGCUGUCCGCGGUGCUGAAUGAACCAGCCGGCGCCGAAGCCUCCGCCACGCCGGGACAACCGCCGGGCUUGACUGGGUCGGCCUGACCAGUGUUCCCGCCCUCACCCCCCUUUCAGUUGUUUUUUUUUUUUUUUUUCAUGGCUGUGGCACGCAAAAUCAAAACUUUGCUGACCGUCAACAUCCUGGUGUUCGUGGGGAUCAUCCUGUUCUCGGUGUACUGCAGGAUCCAGGACCGAUCCGAGGAGCUCAUCCAGCUGGGGCGCCUCUCCGACCAGAGGCUUAGAGCCAGGAAUGGCAAAGUUUCCAACUUGGUGGACAGGCAGUCAAUUCUUCAGCGACUGGAGAGGCUGGAGGAUGUGGUGUACAACCAGCUAAACGGUCUGGCGAAGCCAAUGGGGCUGGUGGAGGGACCCGGAGGCCUCGGCCAGGGGGGGGCCGCUGCCACUCUGGGAGAGGACAGCCACGACGCAGAGGGGAAGUAUGAGGAGUACGGCUACAACGCUCAGCUCAGCGACCGCAUCUCCCUUGACAGGAGCAUCCCUGACUACAGACCUAAGAAGUGUAAGCAGCUGACAUACCCGGAGGACCUUCCUCAGAUCUCCGUUGUGUUCAUCUUCGUGAACGAGGCGCUGUCGGUGAUCCUCCGCUCCGUCCACAGCGUGGUCAACCACACGCCGGCACACCUGCUGAAGGAGAUCAUUUUGGUAGACGACAACAGUGACAGCGUGGAGCUGAAAUUCAACUUGGACCAGUACGUGAACAAACGCUACCCGGGCCUGGUGAAGAUUGUGAGGAAUAACAAGCGGGAGGGCUUGAUCCGAGCCAGGAUCCACGGCUGGAACGCCGCCACGUCGCCUGUCGUCGGCUUCUUUGACGCUCACGUCGAGUUCAACACUGGCUGGGCUGAACCCAUUCUGACCCGGAUGAAGGAGGAUCACACGCGCAUUAUUCUCCCCGCCAUCGACAACAUCAAGUACAACACCUUCGAGGUGCAGCAGUAUGCCAACGCCGCCCACGGCUACAACUGGGGUUUAUGGUGCAUGUACAUCAUCCCGCCGCAAGAGUGGCUGGACAAGGGCGAUGAGACGGCCCCCAUCAGGACUCCGGCUAUGAUUGGCUGCUCCUUUGUGGUCGACCGGGAAUACUUUGGUGAGAUCGGUCUGCUGGAUCCUGGCAUGGAAGUGUACGGAGGAGAGAACAUCGAGCUGGGCAUGCGGGUGUGGCAGUGCGGGGGGAGCAUGGAGGUCCUGCCGUGCGCCAGGGUCGCCCACAUCGAGCGCACCAAGAAGCCCUACAACAACGACAUCGACUACUACGCCAAACGCAACGCCCUGAGAGCGGCGGAGGUGUGGAUGGAUGAAUACAAAUCCCACGUCUACAUGGCCUGGAACAUUCCCAUGAACAACCCGGGAGUUGAUUUUGGCGAUGUCUCAGAGCGCGUGGCCUUAAGGAAAAGGAUGCAAUGUCGAAGCUUUCGCUGGUACCUGGAGCACGUCUACCCGGAGAUGCGGAUCUACAACAACACCAUCACAUAUGGCGAGGUGAGAAACAGUAAAGCCAGCGGCUACUGCCUGGACCAGGGCUCCGAGGACGACGACAAAGCCAUCCUGUACCCGUGCCACGGCAUGUCCUCCCAGCUCGCCCGCUACUCCACCGAGGGUCUUCUCCAGCUUGGACCCUUGGGGUCGACCACAUUUCUUCCUGACACAAAAUGUCUCAUUGAUGACGGCAGAGGACGCACCCCGGGUCUGAAAAAAUGCGAUGCCGUCUCCAGGAUUUCCCAACGGCUUUGGGAUUUUACACAGAACGGCCCGAUCAUCAACAGAGACACGGGUCGGUGCUUGGAGGUCGAGAUGUCCAAAGAUGCCAACUUUGGUCUCCGCCUGGUGGUGCAGAGAUGUUCCGGUCAGAAGUGGAUGAUACGGAACUGGAUCAGGCACCCCAGGCACUGAGGAGGCCGUCAUUUCCCAGACGUUUUGGCCAACAUUUCCAAUAGCAGCAGCAGACUGCUGAGAGAGGAGCAGAAACCGGUUUAUUGCCGCGAGGUAUGGGAUUUCACGCUUACAAACUUGCAAAGCACGCCGACCUCCAACUCGGGCAACAGAGGUUCCGCUGCGACGAGCCUUAAAGAAGAAUACGAUCAAUGUAUUUGUUCCCCUGAGCUUCUUCUUCACGCCACAACCUUCAGCAGAACUGCACUCUUUGAAAUGGCCGACCUCUCUGACAUUCAGCCAUAUGUAUAGAGCACAUCCCCUUUGUGCAGUCCGGUUCAAUAUUCUGCGGCAGUGACUCUACUGUAAAACUCUCGCUUCUUAGGAAGAAAAAGAAGAAGAAAAGACAUGUAGGGCUUUUUGGGGCGUAUUGACUUUCACAAGGUAGACUGGGGUAAAUUAGGAGAGAUAAUUGUUAUCAAUGGCCAGAUGAAACUGAGUCUUUCGGGAGUAAUUUGAGGAAGUAGCUGUGGACAUAACGUGCCGCCCUGGCAGGACAUGUAAUGAGCUCCAGAGCUGCUGGCUGUCAUCCAAACAGGAGUGACUUCACCUUUACUCACACUUCUUUGUUUCUGUGGACUGUAUGGCUCACUGUGGACAAAAAAAAAAGAAAAGAAAAGCAAUCAUGUGCCUUUUGUUUAUGAUUUUUCAGCUUCAUCUGACCUGAGAUUGUCAGCCCCAAAAGCAUGUAUAAAGCUAUUUGAAAGUUAAAUUAUAAAAAGUGUAUAAAGCCGUUUAAUAAUAGUAAUAUAUUGUUAAAAAAAGAAAACGAAAGUGGAAAACUGAUAAAUGUCCUCAAAACAAUUACUAUUAGAAUAUUAAAAACCCUUUCUAUUA